UCUAUGGUAUCAGAGUGUUUACAAAUUACAAGAUGGCUAAUCAUUACGAUGUCCCUAGCUGGGCUGGAAAACCACCGGUUGGGCUGCAUUUAGACGUGCUGAAAGGAGAUAAAUUGAUUCAGAAGCUGAUGAUAGACGAGAAGAAGUGCUACCUCUUCGGCCGCAACCCCCAGAUGAACGACUUCUGCAUCGACCACGCCUCGUGCUCGCGGGUGCACGCGGCGCUGGUGUACCACAAGCAGCUCCUCAGGGCCUUCUUGGUCGACCUGGGCAGCACUCACGGCACGUACAUCGGCUCGCUGCGGCUGGAAGCAAACAAGCCGACGCAGCUGCCCAUCGACAGCACGUUCCACUUCGGGGCGUCGACCCGCUACUACAUCAUCCGGGAGCGGCCGCACACGGGGCCCCGCCCCAUCAUCGAGGAGCUGGAGAAGUCCUCGGAGGAAGCCGAAGGAGGCCUCCUGGGGCUGCCCGAGACCGAGACGGAGUUGGACAAUCUGACGGAGUUCAACACGGCUCACAACCGCCGCAUCUCCAUGCUGGGCAUUCCGGACGAGGAGAUCCGGCCGACGACGCGCAAGCGCAAAAAGAAGUCGCUCACGUUCAGCGAGGACGAGGAGGUUAUCAACCCGGAGGACGUCGACCCGUCGAUUGGCCGCUUCCGCAACAUGAUCCACACCACCGUCAUCCCCACCAAGCGCCAGAGAGCGGACGGCCUGGGCCCCACCAGCGGGCUGACGAACCCCUCGGACGACCGCCUUGCCUUGAAGCACCACUUGCACCCCUCGUCGGUGCUGUCCCACCUGUACCACGACCUGCCCCCGGCGGAGGGCGGCGGCCAGCCCCCCACGUCGCCCACCAGCGCGUACGCGGGCAGCGGGCCGCUCAUGUUCUCGUCGACGCUGGCCUCCCGCCUGGGCCUGUCGCUGCCCAACCCGGCCCCGGAGGUGGAGAUGGCCCCCGCCCCGCUGCCCCCGGCGGCGGCCCGGCCCGCCCCCGUCGAGGCGGCCCACCACGAGCCCCGCAAGAAGAAGUACGCCAAGGAGGCGUGGCCGGGCAAGAAGCCGGUGCCCGCGCUGCUCGUGUGAGGCCGGCCGUCCCUUCGUCCCGUCUGCUGCCGCGCCGCGCGACCACGUUAAUGCAACAUUCGCCAGCAAAACUAAGCUUCUGCCAAUCCUGUUUUUAUUUAUUUUUUUUCAAUUCAAAUAAAUUUUGAAUCUGAUUUAAAAUUAUUCAAAUAUAGCAAAUAUUUAUAUAAAAAAAAAUGUUAAAAGGUACAAUGACACAAUUUUCUUCACACUUCGCAGAAGUCCAAGGGAAAAAUAGACGCAUAUUCACAGAUUAUUUGUUAUGUAUGAAAAGCAGGGGAAAAAAUUAUCAAAAUUUUGAAAUAAAUCUUCUUGGCUUUACAUGUGUUACACCCUUUUCAUUACAAUUUUUUUAUGAGUGUC
Molecule: messenger RNA, 1451 nt
Organism: Bacillus rossius redtenbacheri
Lineage: Eukaryota; Metazoa; Arthropoda; Insecta; Phasmatodea; Bacillidae
Gene: NiPp1
Product: nuclear inhibitor of protein phosphatase 1
Exons: 7
Coding region: 33-1088 (351 amino acids)
Cellular component (GO): nuclear speck
Molecular function (GO): protein binding; mRNA binding; protein serine/threonine phosphatase inhibitor activity
Source: RefSeq, a predicted model, not a curated record